AUGAAGUCGCACGAAGACGUAAGGGGUGUGGUGCGGCGCCGCAACAAACGAGACAAGAAGUUGGGAGCGAUAGCGAUGAGCAUAUCGGAGGAGGGUAAAAGUCUCCCUCGGGACAGACCACGAACGCUGCUGAGACACAUCCACGAUAAUCACCUCCUGGAUUACCAAUGGUUCUACGUAACCAACAGCCACACUUACGUCAUUGUUGAGAAUCUCAGGAAUGCGUUGACGAAUUACGACCAAAACUUUGCCAUCGCUUUGACGGAGGACAGCCACGAGAAUGGCCAAUUCAACUGUGCAUUAACAGGCUCUGGGUAUGUGCUAAGCAGAGAAGCCUUAAAAAUCUUUGGCGAAGCAGACUAUAGAAGUGAAGACUGCAACAAAGAAUUCGUAAACAAGAAAGUCUCUUGGAUGGGGUUGCAAAUUACUUUCAAAAACGUAAGGUCAGCAUCCAACCUUUACGUGUACGAGUUCUUCCUGUACAAACUUCAAGUUUAUGGAGUGGAUGGGAGAUUCUGGGGGCCUAAAGUUCCUCUUCUUCCGCCAGAUCUCAACGCAAUACCUCAGGAGAUUCUUAAUUCCCAAUGGGAGCCUCAUAUGCUAGCCUCGGCGAAAUAG
Molecule: messenger RNA, 618 nt
Organism: Macrobrachium nipponense
Lineage: Eukaryota; Metazoa; Arthropoda; Malacostraca; Decapoda; Palaemonidae
Exons: 6
Coding region: 1-618 (205 amino acids)
Molecular function (GO): N-acetylgalactosaminide beta-1,3-galactosyltransferase activity
Source: RefSeq, a predicted model, not a curated record